AUGCUCGUCUACACCUACGCUCCAAACGGGUCCCUAUUCGAUAAUCUCCACGGCGGGCUGAAGGAGCAAGGCGGGCUGAGGGACUGGGGGAGGAGGGUAGAUGUGCUGGUGGGGGCGGCGAGAGGGUUGGAGUAUCUGCACGGGGGGUUGGAGGUGCCGAUUGUUCAUUCGGAUGUGAAGCCGGAGAAUAUUCUCAUUGCUGCGUCUGGCGAGGGGUUGCUGUCGGAUUUCGGGCUGAGUGAGUUCGUGCGGGAGGCGUCGGUGCACACUCCGGCUUCGACAAUCGUCAGAGUGAAAGGAUCCGUGGUGAGUGGGACUGUGGGAUGUGUGCAUGGGGAUGUGAAGCCGGAGAAUAUUCUCAUUGCUGCGUCGGGGGAGGGGUUGCUGUCGGAUUUCGGGCUGAGUGAGUUCGUGCGGGAGGCGUCGGUGCACACUCCGGCUUCGACAAUCGUCAAAGUGAAAGGAUCCGUGGGCUACGUGUGUCCCGAGUAUUCAUCAACAGGAGUGCUCAACUCCAAGUGCGACGUGUACAGCCUUGGGAUUGUCGUGUUGGAGACGCUCACGGGCCUGCCACCUCAGAUAGAGGACCAGCACCUCGGGACCUCCACUCACAUCCGCGACCUGGUCUCUGCGUUGCUGAGGAAGCACGACAGCGAUCCCUCAGCAGUGCUCGACCCUGCACUGCCUUCCAACCUGCCCAAGGUGCCCGCCUGGCGCCUGCUGCAGCUGGCUCUGCGCUGCACCGCUCCCACCGGCCGCGAUCGGCCUCACAUGGGGGAGGUGCUAUCUGAGCUGCUCUUCGUGCAGAACGCUGUGAGGAAAUCGUGA
Molecule: messenger RNA, 828 nt
Organism: Closterium sp. Naga37s-1
Lineage: Eukaryota; Viridiplantae; Streptophyta; Zygnematophyceae; Desmidiales; Closteriaceae
Source: the annotation of a GenBank genome assembly